Molecule: messenger RNA, 913 nt
Organism: Daphnia pulex (common water flea)
Lineage: Eukaryota; Metazoa; Arthropoda; Branchiopoda; Diplostraca; Daphniidae
Product: collagen alpha-1(X) chain-like
Exons: 3
Coding region: 34-717 (227 amino acids)
Source: RefSeq, a predicted model, not a curated record
GACAGACAAACCAGAACUCAGCCAGCAAGCAAAAUGUUCACUUCUUUGCUCUUCUGCAGUUGUCUUGUCGCCUUUUGGUCUACCGGCUCGGUCAGCACCAACAGCCUGGUGGACCCUACAGCUUAUGCCAAUCUAUUGGCGCUACUCACCGGUAAUACGGAGGUGGCAUCACCUGCUAGGGUACCCUAUCUGCGAAGACUUCCUCAGCAUCAAGUAGCAGCACGGCCUUAUUAUUCAGCCAAUCCAUUCGUCGACUACCGUCCCGCAUACUACAUGACGCCGCAACCAGCUGGCCCAGCACAACUUUUCGACCAGGGAUUUCCGUAUGCGGAUGAAUCAAAGUUUCAGUAUCGCUCUGGAGCAGAUCCUCGUUUCUUCGGACUAAAGGCGACUGCCUUGAAUGCUUUGGUUGGUUCUCUAGUGAACCAGUUGAGAGGACCACCUGGUCCCCCAGGUGCUGCCCCAAUCCCGGCUGGCCCUCCCGGCCCACCAGGUCCUCCCGGUCCUGAUGGAAAUCCUGGUGCCGAUGGUAACCCCGGUCCUGAUGGAAAUGCCGGUCCCGAUGGAGCCGCAGGUCCUGACGGAAAUCCUGGUCCCGAUGGAGCUGCAGGUCCCGAUGGAAAUCCUGGUCCUGACGGAGCUGCAGGUGCCGAUGGAGCAGCAGGUCCACCAGGCCCACCUGGUCCAGCUGGCCCACCUGGACCUCCUGCCGUGUAGACGUUAAGAAAAUAGAGUGUUUUCUUAAUAUGUUGGCGGCUAAAGAAUUUUACUCCUAGUAUUGGUUAUGAAGGCAUCAUCCGAAUGUGGGUUAAGGUAUUUAUGUUACUGGGUAUCAAGGGAAUCGGUAAAACUUGCUUAUGAUUUACUUGUAAAAUUGCAACAUUUUCUAAUACAUGUUCAAUUCCAUACAAAA